This is a messenger RNA of Strongylocentrotus purpuratus (purple sea urchin), 7620 nucleotides long. Its product is annotated as glutamic acid-rich protein. The transcript is spliced from 12 exons. The record is from RefSeq and is a predicted model, not a curated record. Gene Ontology annotation, molecular function: protein binding. Lineage: Eukaryota; Metazoa; Echinodermata; Echinoidea; Camarodonta; Strongylocentrotidae. Bases 391 to 4389 code for a protein of 1332 amino acids.
UACGAUGUGUGUGUAUAAUAAUUGAUUGGUUGUCUAAUGCUGUAUACAGGUGCAAUGGCGCGGCAGGUGCGUUGCAUAAUGUAGAAUGGUUUUUAUGUUUUGACUGUUUUGUGAUAAUAUUGCUGGAAAAUGUUCCUCAUGCUGUAAGAUAAACCUGCAAAACCGCUUCGGAUCGGACGUCAGAGAAGCACAUAUCAAGGAGAAAAGCAGGUAGACACCGAUUUUAGAAACAUUUCACUCUGCCGCACGGCACGGAUCAAUUUCUCAAGGACUCCGUCUCCGAAGUAGGGUCGCUGUGGUGGGACGCGGGCCACACUCCGCAUAGACUGACACAGAGAACCGCUAGCUGAGAUUUUACAAAAACUGCCGGGGAUAACAAACUAGAAGAAGAUGUCUCACGUAGAUUCUGGCCCCUUGGCCACCUACAGCAGCCUCCAGGACAAGCACCUGGUAGGUUACUUCAACAAUACUCGCAUGAAGAAACACCUGAGGAGGGCCGGACUGGUCACCCGACGUGGCGAUCUCGUCACCGAGUCCACCUUCCGGCUCAAUAUGGCACGCAAGGAGCACCAGCGUCACGUGCGUGACCUCAUGGCACAGGCCAUCGUCCACAAGACGCUGGAUCUGGAGCGACAGAGGCAGUCGGACAUCAAGCAGAAGCUGGAGGAGAUCUCCAAAGUGGAGCUGGUUCGGAGAGUCAGGAUGGAUAGAGCGAGAAAGGGAGAUGAAGACAUCACCCAAUACCUGAGCCCCAGAGGGAGACCUAAGUCCGCCCAUACCAACCAAAUGAUACAACCUCAGCCCCCUCGUGGCAGAGGAAGACCUUCAACUGCACCAGCUAGGCAGAGGCCAUCAUCCAAGAGAGCUGGUGUGGUCUACGUGGACCAGGACGGGUUCCCUGUUCAUCGGGAUUCUGCAAGGUCAGACCGGUCCGAUACGAGCAGCAACGGUGAAGUGGAUUCACCUGCACUCAGAGAGUUGGACCCUAAGAUUCUUCACAGGAUCUCCCUCAACCUAAAGCCUGAUGAGAAAGAGGGUCUCUCUCCGUACUCCCCAGAUGUGACCCCACGACCUCCUGCGGCCAGGUCAAAGAGUCAAAAGUCACCAAGAACUUCUACUAAGCCUGGUGGUGUGGUGUCCAAGAAUGGCAGGGGCUAUCGUCCCAGGUCAAAUAAGGGUUCACUGGCACUCCAUCGGAAGGAACCAUCAUACCCUCACGCCACCCAGCUCCAGAGUAUGUGUGAUGUGACGGUGAGGUACCGGGGGACCGGUCUCAAACUCCAGUACGAGAGGGAGGACAAGAGAGACGAGAUUCAGAUCUACCAGCAACAUUGUGGAGGGGAGAACCUCGUUGUGUUCCAGGGCUUUGCAGAUAAAGGGAAUGACCUCAUCUUUGUGUCACGUCGUCACCGUGGUUACCCGUUCAGUGUGACCUUCUUCGUGAACCGUGUGCAAGUGCUUCGACUGAGCGCGUGCUGCGAGUACAAGUACACCCCUGGAGCGCUGCUGGGAGGCUCAAAAGGUCAUUUCAAAUUCAAAGGUGUCCAAGGAUCAUCACCUUGUUACAAAUGUCUUGUAGAAGCAGAGCUUGCAAGGAGAGAAAGGCAGCGUUACAAGGAUGUCCAGACAGAUACCAUCGUACCAGAACCAGAGCCGGAACCAGAACAUGCGGGAAUGUCCACUCAGACAGAAGCCCAGGAGGAAGAGGAGGAUGAAGGAAAGAAAGAAGAAUCGACACAGAUGGAGGAGGAGGAAGCAAAUGAAGGUUACGAUGACGAUGAGUUUGAAGAAGAUGAAGAGCAGAAGGAUGAGAAGGAUGAAGAGAAGGAAAAAGAUAAAGAAUCAGAUGGUUUCUUCUCGGAAGUAGAGAGUGAGAAAGAGUCUGUCCAGGCUGAAGACAAGAAGUCAGAAGAUAAUUAUGGUGAUUCUGAUUUUGAGGCGGAAUCUGAGAAAGAAGAAGAGAAAGAAGAAGAUGUUGUAGAAGAAGUUGCAGAGGAGGAGGAGGAGAAGAGUGACUCUGAGGUGGAAGAAGAGAAAGAAGUGGAACAGGAGAAGGAAGAAAAAGAAGAGGAGGAGGAAGAGGAAGUUGAAGAAGAAAAAUACGCUUCUGACAGUGACCAGAAAAAUGAAGUGGAGGAACGUUUUGAGCAAGAAACUCAAGAAGAAGUUGAAGCUGUGCCAGAAGAAGAACGUGAAGAGGAGAAAGAAGAUGAGAGGAGUCUCUUUAGUGCCUCUGAAGGAGAAAAUAGACUCUUGUCUUCUGAUGAAGAAGAUGAGGACAAGAAGAGUCUUUUGGAGGAUCAGAGGAAAGAUGGUGAAUCGGAAGCUGAUUUCAAGAUUUCAAGCUCAGCUGAUGAAAGUGAGAAGGAAGAGGAGGAGGCUGAGAGACAGAUUAAGGAUCAUUCAGAUGAUGAAAAGGUUGAAGAUGAAAAAGAAGAUGGUUCUCAGGUCAAGGAAGAGGAAGAAUCGGAUAAGGAUGACAACCAGAGUGCCAAGGAUGAGUCUGAGGAGAGAGAAGAGGUGCUUGACGAGAGUCUUACUCAAGAGAUUACUGUAGAAGCUGUAAUGGAACCUCCUCCUAAAGAAGCUAUCCUCGUUCAAGACACUACCUUGAUGACCGCGAAUGAUGACGAUGAUGCUUCUCAAGCCGAGGAACAGGUUCUGGAUAAAGAUACCGUGGAUGAGCAGGAAGCACAAAGUGAUAGAGAACAGGGAGGUGGAGAAGACGACAAAGAACAAGUCAGCCCUGCAAAUGAUGAUGCUGGAGAUAGUGCAAGCCGUAGAGAGGAGGAUGCACAAAGUAAAGGAGAUCAGGAAGAUGGAGAAGAGCACAAAGAAGAAGUCAGCCCGGCAGAUGAUGAUGCUGGAAAUGGUGAGAGCCAUGCAGAGGAGGACUCUCAGAGUGCACAGGAAGAGGACCUGCCAGCCCAGAGUCAUGUUGAGCCCGAGGUGGACCACUCGGAAGAAGUUAAGGUUGCAGAUGAAGAAGACAAGCCAAAAGAUGUGUCAGAGGUUCAGCAAGUAGAGGAAGAAGAAGAGGAAGUUGCUCAGCAAACCUCUUACAGUGCUCCAGGACAAGAGCAUACUGAGUUGGCUGAUGAAGCAAAGAGCGAGAGGGAAGACCCUAAACCCGAAGAACAAGAAGUACCCAGUGCUGCUGAUAAAGAAGAUGUCCCUGAACAUUCGAAGGACACACCUACAGAAGUCCCUACAGAAUCUCAACAGGAAGUUGAACCUCGUGAUGAAUUUGUCAAGGAUGAAGCAGAUUCAUCAGUUGGAGAUGAUUCUCAAGAGACUCAAAAUGAUAGGGCGCAACAAGAAGUGCCUGCUGAGGAUACUGCAGAAGCUCCUGCUGAUGAAGAAUCAAAGGACACCCAAGAUGCACAGUCAGAACAGGGAGCAGCACAAGAACCAGAGCAGGAAAAGGAGGAGGAGGAGGAGAAAAAGAUUGAUGAUGCUCCACAAGACAAAGAAGAAACAGAGGAACAAGAGGAGCAAGAACAGGAUGUUGCAGAAGCUGUAAAGGAGGAGGAAGAAGAGGAAAAGAGGGAGGAAGAAGAGGCAAAGAAGGAGGAAGAAGAGGAAAAGAAGGAGGAAGAAGAGGAAAAGAAAGAAGAUGGAUAUAAAUCUGACUCCAGCUCUAGCCCCAGCCACCAUUCUGAUGAUGAGGAGAAGCUGAAGUUAUCCGGUUUCAUACAAGAGCAGGCAACUGAUUCAUCUUACAGCCGACUGGCUCUGAACAUGAACGAGAAGAACCUAGGCACUGAGCAGGCAGAACAGGUAGCCCAGGCCUUGCUCGAAGACCCCAAGUACAAAUCUAUUGAAUACCUCCUACUCCGCGCUAAUCCAAUAGAGGACAAAGGCGUAUCCUCCAUCAUGCGUUCCCUGAUAACCCUACAUCACCAAAUCCCUGAGCCGACCGAUGAGACCGAAGAACGACCCAAGACAGGCAUCAAGCUGACCCAUCUAGACCUAGGAGAUACCAAAUUCACCAACAAGGGUGCUGCGGAUGUCGCAGAGUUCCUCAAGCUCCCCACCAACAUCACCAACGUCAACCUCAGCGACAACUCCCUGGGCCGUGCCGGUUGCAAGGCGCUCGCCGCUGGGAUCCGUAGCAACAAGAGCCUGUGGACCCUCAGCGUUGAGUACGCGGGACUCGGUGACAGCGGCUGCAGGGAGAUCAUCGAGGCGGUGCGCGACCAUCCGACGAUUCGCGAGCUGAAUCUGGAAGGGAACGGGAUCACUGACGAGAGCGCUCGUGCUCUCCUGCAGCUGGUCAAGGAUAAUAGCGUCCUGACGUCCAUCAACUUUGUACGAGAUAACCAGGUCACGCAGGAGCUUGCGGAAGAGAUCGAAGAGAUCCUGAAAACAGGAGAGUUCAUUUGGUAGUUGGAAAGAAAUACAACUCGAUCCUUGCGGGUUUGCUACAGUCACAGUCCACCUUUGUAUAUAGACUACUUAAAGGCCUGCUGUACUAGUUCAGCCGGAAGGGAUUAGACCACCCAGCAAGCCAGCGAGGUCACUGUGACAGGUGGCUAUCUCAUUAACUCAGCUCUCAAUUAACAUAAGAAAAAGAGGAUCAUGGGGGACCAACAGGCACCGAUUGAGGAAGUUUUCAAUAUAGAAGGAGCAAGUAGCUACAAGUAGUACAGUGUGGCUUUAAGGGAUACUAGAACAUUGAAUUUGUAGACAGAUGGUCUUUAUAUACAGGUUUGGGUAAGAGACACUGCCCAAGAGAGACAAGAAAAGUGGCCUUCAUAUACAGGUUGCUUAAUUUAAGGUUACCUGUGCAUGUGACAUAGGAUUAAACCCAGAAAUUCAGAAAUACUUACCUGAUGUUAAAUAGCUACUCGAUGUCACAACUUGUAUAAUUCCUGAGAGUAUAUAUAUAGUUUUGAGUAUGUUCCAAGUUAUUUUUGUAUUUUGAUGAAAUUGUAAUAUAUUGUGUGAAAUACUUGUACUAACUGAAACACAUAGGGCAUUUAAAGUAGAUCUAAUAUCUAAUUGAUAUACAUGUAUUUGUAUUGUGCAAUUUUCUGUAUUAUAAACCUGUAUUACAUUGGAUUCCAAGUAAGUAUAUUUGUGUGUAAUAUUUUUGAGACAGUUUAAAACACCAUGAUUUAAAUAGCAAACAGUUGACCAGAAAAAAAUUGCUAAGUAUGUAAUGAAUCAUUUUUAUUUUCUUAUGUAUAAUUGAGAGUUGGAAGGUUCAGUAUAUUUGUCAGUUGCUGAGCAAUUUAUGUAGAGAAUAUAAUAUACAGUACAUGUUUUAUGUCGGUAAAAUCAAACUGAAUUAUCUUGCAGAAGGCAAGGAUUUUGUGUUUUAUGUAAACCAUGGAUUUCACUGCAAGUCCAUGUUUGGAAGUUAAUCAUGCAUUUGGGGCACCCAUGUGUAAGUGAUUCCAAUAAGUGUCUAGCCCUGUCUACUCGUAAACCUCUCAUAUUUGGGAAUACAGAAGGAAAAGUUGGACAAGGUAUCAUGUUAAUGUUUCUCAGUGUGAAUAUGAUUUGAGUGGGUUUGAAACCUCAUGCAAGAUGUUGUUGCUAGAAGGGUAUAAACUCUAUGGUAAAUCAUAUUUGAUAUACCCUCCGGGCGCUCAGCAGAAAGUGUGAUAGUGUUCCUUGAUAGAGUGUUAUAGUAAAUAAAUAUCUAUCUUACCUUGACUUAUGUGCCUAUGCACGUGUUAAUUAAUUGAUGAUAUUUGCUCUGAAUGUGGGUGUGUGAUAAAAUUUCUAUAAAGUACUUGCACUAUUAGUGUAUUUUCACCUUGAAAGGAAUAUUAUAAACAAUGAAUGGUAAAAAAUGUAUGAUUCAAAGUAAAAAGAAAUGACAUAUAUAUUUUGACUUGUAUCAGAUGUGAGAUCAUUACUAAAUUCUCUUAUGUUAGGUGUAAAUGAAUUGUGUAAAUUAAUUGCAAAUAUGUAUUUUCUGUACAUUUCAAUUUAGAAUGUUUGUAGUUAUAAUAUUCAGGCAUGCUAUAAAAUGUAUGUUGUUUAAAGAAAGUGUUUAUAAUAGAAUACAGACUAAAACUAAUUACUUUAAUAUAGCAGCUUUUUGUAUAAUAUGUGUGUGAUGUAUAUGUAGAGUGUUGCAUAAUGUGGGAUCAUUAUGCAUUUUGUUCAACUUUUCAAUCAUCAAAUUGAUAAUGGAAUUAAUUUGAAUAUUUGAAGGCUAGGGGAAUCGUAAUCUAAAUAAUUUACAUAAUUUCUAUCUAACAAAGGGGGAAAAAAGUUUUAUUUGUAAUUAUACAUGAUCAUGUGUACAUUUUAAGUGAAUUCUAGCGUAUUUCUUAUGCUUUACAAGCAAUGGAAACGAUUAAUUAAGUACAUUCUCUGUUGAGAGCCAGAAGGGCAUUGACCUGUAUACUUUUACGUAGUGAACACCCUUUUUGCUCUAAACAGACAAUGUACUAAACAAUUCACAAAAAGAGAAUACUUAAAACUGUUUAAUUUGUAAAUUGACUGUAGAAUUAAGUAGAUCAAACAGAAUGUCAUAAUUAGGCUGUUCUCAACUAUCAUGUAUGUAACAUAUGUAUUCAAAUAUCUGGCGAUUCUGUUGAAAAUAAACUCGUAGAUGGUAAAUAAAUGUGCCUAUAUUUGUUACAGGUGUGUUACAAUGUGAUCACAUCUUAUAACUGCAUAUAUAACUGUUAUCAGAUAGCACCACUGCAUUCCUGUUUCAGUAAGAAUAUGAAAUUUCACUCUAUGAAUUUGUUACUUUUGAUGAUACUUGUAGAGGCACAAAAUCCUUUAUUACUCUUUUGAGUUGUAAAAUCACUUCUUUUCUAGACUGAAUAACCUUUCUCAGAAUAUACCCAGACAAUAAUAUCCCUUUAUGGGCAAGUCCAAGUAUGAGGAUUGAAAAUACCUCUCUCUCUCUCUCUCUCUCUCCCCUUAUUCUACCACUAGGCACAACCAUGCUCAUACAUAAUUUUCUAUCAAAUAUCUUGUGCUUGCACACAAUUGACUAACUGCUUAGUAAUUUUAGGGUGCACUUUUGACACGUUCAUUAUCUCCAUGUCUCUUGGCUCUUUUCAAACAAAAAAACAUUCUGUCAAAUAUACAUUUGCUACUUUGUUAAAUUGAAAUUAUGGAAAAUACCUCUCCAUGGUGCCUUAUGUUUUAACAAAUAUACAUUUCUUGCAAUCUAUUCCUAGUAAGUCUUGGUAAGUCUAUCUCCACUGGGAAUAUUUGAAAAGAAAUCAAAUUAAGGUAUACUAAUGAGCAACAACAAAAAAGAUACCUCAUGCAGAGUGGAAAGGAAUAAUUGGGUAGAUUUGGGGAACAAUGUUUUACCUCACAAUUUGAUUCCCUGCCAAGAAAUUUCAGCUACACCGCAUUAAUCUUUUCUGAACAUUUAAAUUUAUAUACAAAAUAACAAAAGGGUGGGGUUUGUAUUGCAAUGAGUAUGUGCUUCUUUCUUUUCAUGUAACUAUUCUUAUAUGUACAUAACACUGCAAUUCUAUAUAAAAAUGUGUAAACUGACAUUCUUAUAACAUGCACUUGCAAACUGAUUUAUCCGUCCAAGUAUUUCGUCUUUCUGUGUAUACUAUCUCACCAGCAACUGUGUCAAGAGCGUAGCGAUCAAAAUGUAAUAAAUUAGAUCAAAAUAUAUACCUA